UGUGUGUGUGUGGUUUUUUCUACUACCACCCUAUGGGCGGGGUCUGGCUUUCUUCCCCGCUGGCUCCUGUAGAGCAGAGCAAUGCAAAGUAUCUCCUCUACGCGAGGGCUUGAGUUGUGAGUGCACAUGUCUGGCUCCGGCACACACCAGAUUUCCUCCUGACUGUCUGGAUGGUUGUUAGCAAAUGCUUUACAAUUCCUAGUCAAGAAUGGACAUCGCUGGCUUUCUGAAAUCUCAGUUCCUUUGCCACCUUUUUAUCAGCUAUGUAUUUAUUGGAACUGGACUUAUAGUAAAUCUUAUUCAGCUUUGCACUCUUAUCAUUUGGCCUUUUAACAAGCAGCUCUACAGGAAGAUAAACUGCAGGCUGGCAUACUGCAUAUCAAGCCAGCUGGUGAUGUUAUUAGAGUGGUGGUCAGAUACUGAUUGUACACUCUAUACUGAUCCUGAAAACUACACCAAAUAUGGCAAAGAAAAUGCAAUAGUAGUCCUCAAUCACAACUUUGAAAUUGACUUUCUCUGUGGUUGGAAUUUUUGUGAGAGAUUUGGUGUUUUAGGGAGUUCAAAGGUGCUGGCAAAGAAAGAACUUUCCUAUGUACCUGUUAUUGGUUGGAUGUGGUACUUCCUAGAAAUUGUGUUCUGCAAAAGGAAAUGGGAAGAAGACAGGGAAAACGUUAUACAAGGUUUACAUAAUCUUUGUGAUUACCCAGAACAUUUUUGGUUUCUGAUCCAUUGUGAGGGCACACGUUUUACAGAAAAGAAACAUGAAAUCAGCAUGCUAGUAGCAGAAGCUAAAGGUCUCCCAAAACUAAAGCACCAUCUGCUACCAAGGACUAAAGGAUUUGCCGUCACCGUGCAGAGUUUGAGAAAUGUAGUUUCGGCUGUAUAUGACUCAACCCUCAAUUUCAGGAACAAUGAAAACCCUACCUUGGUUGGAGUUCUAAAUGGGAAGAAAUACCAUGCAGACCUGUGUGUCAGGAGAAUCCCACUAGAAGAAAUCCCAGAAGAUGAGAAGGAAUGUGCCAGCUGGCUACACAAGCUUUAUCAGGAAAAAGAUGCUUUUCAGGAGGAGUACUACAAGACCGGUAUUUACCCAGGGACUGCAAUUGUGCCAGCAAGGAGACCAUGGAGCCUUAUAAACUGGAUAAUUUGGGCCUCUUUACUUUCAUACCCCUUAUUUAAAGUGCUUGCAAACAUGAUCAGCAGUGGAUCGUACUUGACAAUUUCCGUCUUUGCAUUGUUAAUGGUUAUAGUGUCUGUAGGUGUCCGGAGAAUGAUCAAAGUCACUGAAAUCGACAGAGGCUCAGCUUAUGGCAACCGUGAAAACAAACUGAAGCAGAAAUAGCAGCACAGAGUUUUCUUCUACUGCAAAGGGAAAUCCUUCUCAACACUGGCUUAAACCCUCCAGAUUGGAAGUGCAUAUCACAGUCAAGCGAAUGUGCCAAAUUUUAUAUUCUAUCAUCUUGUGGAAGCAAGAAUUUUAGACAGUUUUUUUUGUUUCUUUAUUUUUUAUUAUGACCUUUCCUGUUUCGUGAAUGCUGACGUCUUUAACACUGGAAUACAUUUCCACUGCCUAUGUCUGUGGUAUUUGCCUUGGUCCAAAAUAAACCAUUACUCAACAUUCUAA
Messenger RNA from Xenopus laevis (African clawed frog), 1624 nucleotides. It is a transcript of the gene agpat4.L, whose product is annotated as 1-acylglycerol-3-phosphate O-acyltransferase 4 L homeolog. Gene Ontology annotation, molecular function: acyltransferase activity; 1-acylglycerol-3-phosphate O-acyltransferase activity. NCBI's taxonomy places the organism in Eukaryota, Metazoa, Chordata, Amphibia, Anura, Pipidae. The record is from RefSeq and is a predicted model, not a curated record. Gene Ontology annotation, cellular component: endomembrane system; endoplasmic reticulum membrane; mitochondrial outer membrane. The transcript is spliced from 9 exons. The coding region runs from base 209 to 1342 and encodes 377 amino acids.